CCGCCAGCUCGGAGUCUGCAGACGCAGCGCAGGCAGCAGCAGAAGCGGCGCGGCCGCCAAGGGGCCCCUUCCUCCUCCUCGGCCCAGCAAGUCUGCAGAUCACACAAACCUGGGAGGAACUGCAUGCGCAUCUAGAGGACUGGAUUAGCAUGCACGGUGAUGACAGCAGCAACAGAGGAGGGGACUGGCACUGACAUUCAGGAGAGGCAAACACAAAGCCAGGAAGGAAAGAACAAGUGAGGAGAUGCCCUGUAGGCAAGCUGGCACCAUGCCUGAGUUCUGGCUCCUCCUCUUCCUCUUCAAUGUGGCAGUGUCUGCCCAGGCGGACGAGCUGCUGGUGGCCACCCAGACAGGGCGGGUGCGUGGCACCCGGAUGCGGGUCCUGGAGGGCCACGUCUCGGCCUUCCUGGGCAUCCCCUUUGCUGAGCCCCCCGUGGGCAGGCUGCGUUUCCUGCGCCCGGAGCCUGUCAGGCCCUGGACCCAUGAGCUCGAUGCCUCCUCCUACCAGCACGCCUGCUACCAGCUGGUGGACAAUAGCUACCCAGGGUUCUAUGGGACGGAGAUGUGGAACCCAAACAGGAACAUGAGUGAGGACUGCCUGUACCUCAACAUUUGGGUGCCCUCCCCACGCCCCAAGAACGCCACUGUCCUGGUCUGGAUCUACGGGGGCGGCUUCUACAGUGGCUGUUCUUCGCUGGAUGUCUACGAUGGCCGGUUCCUGACCUACACCCAGAACGUGGUCUUGGUCUCCAUCAGCUACCGGAUCGGGGCCUUUGGCUUCCUGGCCCUCUUAGGGAGCCAGGAGGCCCCCGGCAACAUGGGCUUGUUGGACCAGCGCCUGGCCCUGCAGUGGAUACAAAGCAACAUCCAGUUCUUCGGGGGCAAUCCUAAAACAGUCACCAUCUUUGGAGAGAGUUCUGGAGCGGCCUCCGUCGGGAUGCAUCUCCUUUCAACUCAAAGCCGGUCUCUCUUCCAACGAGCCAUUUUGCAAAGUGGGGCCCCCAACGGGCCGUGGGCCACCAUCACCCCGGCAGAGAGCCGCCGCCGUGCCACUCUGCUGGGCAAGCGGGUGGGCUGCCACUUCACCAACGAUUCCGAGCUGGUGGGCUGCCUCCGCUCCAAGAAGCCUCAAGAGCUGAUCAAUGAGGAGUGGUCCGUCCUGCCCUACAAGAGCAUCUUCCGCUUCUCCUUCGUGCCCGUCAUCGAUGGAGACUUCUUCCCUGACACACCCGAAGCCAUGCUCAGCACCGGGAACUUCAAGGAGACGCAGGUCCUGCUGGGGGUGGUGAAAGACGAGGGCACCUACUUCCUCAUCUACGGGGCCCCCGGCUUCAGCAAGGACCACGAGAGCCUCAUCAGCCGGGAGGAUUUCCUGGAUGGGGUGCGGAUCGGUGUGCCCCACGCCAAUGACAUCGCUGCAGAGGCUGUGGUGCUGCAGUACACCGACUGGCGGGACGAAGACAACCCAGAGAAGAACCGGGAGGCCAUGGACGACAUUGUGGGUGACCACAACGUCAUCUGCCCAGUCAUGCACUUUGCCAGGCGCUACGCUGAGCACGGCAACAAGGUGUACACCUACCUCUUCGACCACCGGGCCUCCAACCUCAUCUGGCCCCUGUGGAUGGGCGUCCCCCAUGGCUACGAGAUCGAGUUUGUCUUUGGGCUGCCUCUGAACGACAGCCUCAACUACACGGCAGAGGAGAAGGAGCUGAGCAGGAGGAUGAUGCGCUACUGGGCCAACUUUGCCCGCACGGGGAACCCCACAGACCCCUCAGGGAAGGAGGCCACGUGGCCUGCCUACACUCCGUCGGAGCAACAGUACGUCAAGCUCAACACCCAGCCACUGAGUGUGGAUCGCAGCCUCCGUGCCCAGAUCUGCGCCUUCUGGACCCACUUCCUGCCCAAACUACUCAAUGUGACAGAUAAUAUUGAGGAGGCCGAGCGCCAGUGGAAGCUUGAGUUCCACCUCUGGAGCGCCUACAUGAUGCACUGGAAGAGCCAGUUUGACCACUACAGCAAGCAGGACCGCUGUGCAGAGCUGUGAGGCGGAGGGGCGCAGAGGGAGCACUCACCACGGAUCCAGCCGGCCACCAGCCCAACACUCAGCCCAAGCUCACUGGUGACACCACCCACAACAAUCAUCAGUACCCGACCCAAUCAUUGUGCUCACAACCAUUCAAUGCAACCUCCCCCCAGCCAAGCAGACCUAAUGCCCCCCCCCGGUACCCCCCCAUCUGACCAGCCAGCCAGAAGACUACAGACAAGAGUCCUGCUCAGGAAGCACAAGUGAUAGUCAGCCAACCCAAGCAGCCGUUCAAGAUUCACCCAGGCCUAGCAAGCGCCUGCCAGUGUGCCAACCCCUAACCGUCCCUGCAACAACCCGGCGCCCUCCACAAAUCCAAUCCCCACUUACAUCUCCACCUCAUAGAAUAGUAGAGUUGGAAGGGGCCUGUAAGGCCAUCAAAUCCAACCCUCUGCUCAAUGCAGGAAUCCCAAUCAAAGCAUUUCCCACAGAUGGCUGUCCAGCUGCCUCUUGAAGGCCUCCAGUGUCAGAGAGCCCACCACCUCUCUAGGUCAUUGGAUCCAUUGUUGUAUGCCACUUAGGAAGUUUUUCCUGAUGUUCCUGAUCUCUCCCCAAAAGAAAUAUGGCAGCAAGUUGAUCUACUGCUUUGAUAUUGAGGUGUGUGUGAGAGAACACCCCUGCUCUCUCCCCAGUGCCAUCUCAUGCCCCCCUUGUCACCAGACACAUACCCCAACCAUCACCCAGGUGUAGCAUAUCCCAAACCCUCCCCUUGGUGUUCACUCCUCUUUGCUGUCUGGGAUUUCCUGUCAACUCUCCCCAACUCUUUGCUGUGAUCUGUAUAUAAAGUUUAUUUAAAGGCGGGGGGAAAUGUGAUAAAUAAAUACAUAAAUAUAUAUAUAUAUAUAUAUAAAUAUAAAAAUAUAUAUUUGAAUUGUAUAGCAACUGGAGCUACAGGCAACCCAUGCUGCCCACCCCUCAUCCCUGCUGCCUUAUUUUGCUGAUUCCCAUUUGCCCCCAAUUUCCCACUCAUGUCACAAGACACCCCAAGAUAAGCCAUCUCUCAGAGUCCCCCCAGGGUUCCUAUGCUUGGGUCAGCUCCAGGGACCCCCACCCAAAGUAACUCCUCUCCUUCGUCUGUUUGCCCUCAAAGGCCCACUGGCCGUCCCACUCCCCGACCGAUGCGCCAGGACUCAAGAAUCCCUUGGGAAAGGGAGAUGGAGGAAACUACCCCCAAACUCCUGGUGAGCUGGGUUCCCCAAGUCAGUUCCGCCCCCCCCCCAUUCACCUCCUCUGCCUGCAUGGCCGGCACCUGUAGAACUCCAAGCUGUGUGCGACAGUCCUCCCCGCAACACCCAAUAAUAAUAAAAAGGGUUAAAUCCUAAAUGGUGUCGCUGUGUGUGGCGUGGGCACUGGGUGGAGGCGAGGCAGCUUGUGUUUGGGAGAGGAUGCCAGGGGGCGAGUAUGAGGCUGCAGCCUGCAACACUCAGCCAAUGGGAAAAGGUGAGAAGAAUCUGUCAAGACCAUUUUGGCUGAAAAAGAUUAAUAUCAUUCUGAGAAUGAAGGAGCCCAGCUGAGCAGUGGUGUCACCCGGUGCGGUAACUCCUUGGCGAGCCCCCAAAUGUGUUGCGCAUAAGGCCAGCUACCCAUGUCCCUGGGAGGGCGCACGCCGGAGGGGCACCCAGCCAGAGAAGCAGGCCUGGGAAU
This is a messenger RNA of Rhineura floridana, 3727 nucleotides long. It is a transcript of the gene ACHE, whose product is annotated as acetylcholinesterase (Yt blood group). Bases 245 to 2044 code for a protein of 599 amino acids. NCBI's taxonomy places the organism in Eukaryota, Metazoa, Chordata, Lepidosauria, Squamata, Rhineuridae. Gene Ontology annotation, biological process: choline metabolic process; acetylcholine catabolic process. Gene Ontology annotation, molecular function: acetylcholinesterase activity. Gene Ontology annotation, cellular component: plasma membrane. The transcript has 5 exons. The record is from RefSeq and is a predicted model, not a curated record.